Messenger RNA from Lepidothrix coronata (blue-crowned manakin), 2469 nucleotides. RefSeq names its product gametogenetin binding protein 2 (gene GGNBP2). The record is from RefSeq and is a predicted model, not a curated record. The transcript has 15 exons. Bases 147 to 2411 code for a protein of 754 amino acids. Lineage: Eukaryota; Metazoa; Chordata; Aves; Passeriformes; Pipridae. Gene Ontology annotation, cellular component: cytoplasm; nucleus.
CGGCAGCGACGAGGAGGCGGCUCCGGAGCCCGCGGUGCCGCCCGCCUGUCACAGCGCCCGGGCCCCGAGCGCCGCCAGCACCCGGCAGGCAGCAGCAGCACAGCGGGGAGGAGGAGGAGGAGGAGGAAGAAGCGGCAGCAGCAGCGAUGGCGCGGCUGGUGGCGGUGUGCCGGGACGGCGAGGAGGAAUUCCCCUUCGAGAAGAGGCAGAUCCCGCUGUACAUCGAUGACACGCUCACGAUGGUGAUGGAAUUUCCUGAUAAUGUGCUGAACCUCGAUGGACACCAGAAUAACAGUGCACAAUUAAAACAGUUCAUUCAGAGACACAGCAUGCUGAAGCAGCAGGACCUGAACAUUGCCAUGAUGGUGACGUCGCGGGAGGUCCUGAGCGCCCUUUCCCAGCUGGUGCCGUGCGUGGGCUGCCGGCGCAGCGUGGAAAGGCUCUUCUCCCAGCUCGUGGAAUCCGGGAAUCCAGCGCUGGAGCCCCUCACAGUGGGGCCGAAGGGGGUGCUCUCUGUGACUCGCAGCUGUAUGACUGAUGCAAAGAAGCUUUAUACACUCUUCUACGUGCAUGGGUCCAAACUGAAUGACAUGAUUGAUGCAAUUCCCAAAAGUAAGAAGAACAAGAGAUGUCAGCUACACUCCCUGGACACACACAAACCAAAACCUUUGGGGUCUGAAAAAUGUUUGGUAAUACUAUGUGACAGUGAAGGGAGCAGUAACAGACUCAGUACAAAGAAAUUAAAAGCAGUUAAAAGUAGAGAAGACAGGAGGAGGAGGAAAGAGAGCAAGUGUAGCAUCAUUUUCUGCUAUGGACCUUCCCAGAGAGCAGUCAGGGGCUGUUGGAUGGAUGUGUGGGAGCUCAUGUCCCAGGAAUGCAGGGAUGAAGUAGUUUUAAUCGACUCUAGUUGUCUUCUAGAAACGUUAGAAACCUACCUACGAAAACACAGGUUCUGCACUGACUGCAAGAACAAGGUGCUGCGUGCCUACAACAUCCUCAUCGGGGAGCUGGACUGCAGCAAGGAGAAGGGUUACUGUGCUGCCCUGUACGAGGGGCUGCGCUGCUGCCCCCACGAGCGCCACAUCCACGUGUGCUGCGAGACCGACUUCAUCGCCCACCUCCUGGGGAGGGCCGAGCCCGAGUUCGCAGGAGGGUAUGAGCGCAGGGAGAGGCACGCCAAGACAAUAGACAUCGCCCAGGAGGAGGUGCUGACCUGCCUGGGCAUCCACCUCUACGAGAGGUUGCACCGGAUCUGGCAGAAGCUGCGGGCGGAGGAGCAGACGUGGCAGAUGCUCUUCUACCUGGGGGUCGAUGCUCUGCGCAAAAGCUUCGAGAUGGCUGUGGAAAAAGUGCAAGGUAUUAGUCGAUUGGAACAGCUCUGUGAAGAAUUUUCGGAAGAAGAAAGAGUGAGAGAGCUGAAACAAGAGAAGAAACGCCAAAAACGGAAGAACAGACGGAAAAAUAAGUGUGUGUGUGAGAUCCCUGCUCCUCUGCAGGCAACAGAAGAGAAGGAAAUCAAUCAGGCAAAGGAGAACUCCAACUUCACAGAAAGCAGUUGCAAAGCCUGUGGUAGCACCGAAGAAGCCAACAACUGUGUAGAAGUAAUUGUUACUAAUGAAAGCACCUCUUGCACUUGUCCUAGUAGUGGUACCCUAUUAGGUUCACCCAAAAUCAAGAAAGGUUUAUCUCCACACUGUACUGGCAGUGACUGUGGCUAUUCAUCGAGCAUGGAGGGCAGUGAAACAGGGUCUCGGGAGGGGUCGGAUGUGGCCUGCACCGAAGGCAUCUGCAACCACGAUGAAAAUGGAGACGAUCCCUGUGUCCAUCGCUGCGACGACAAGGAGGAGGAUGGGGACAGCUGUGUGGAAUGCUGGGCUAACGCGGAAGAGAACAACACAAAAGGCAAAAACAAAAAGAAGAAAAAGAAAAGCAAAGCUUUGAAGUGUGAGAAUGACCAUAUUCAGAAACUUGGAAGCUGUCUGGCAGAUCCAGGUACCAGAGAGACCUCAGGGAAUCUCACGCACACAGAGUUCCAUCGCGACAAGACCAAAGACUCACAUGCUGAGAGCUGCUGUAGCGCAGACAAAAGCGGCCAGCAGUUGCCUUGGUUUGAGCAUAUGAAAAAUGUGUCACAGUUUGCAGAACCUACAGAAAUGUCACUCGUUCCUGAUACUGGAAAAGGUGCCAAAAGCUUAGUGGAACUCCUUGACGAGUCCGAGUGCACUUCUGACGAGGAGCUGUUCAUCUCCCAGGACGAGAUCCAGUCCUUCAUGGCAAACAACAAGUCUUUCUACAGCAACCGGGAGCAGUACCGGCAGCACCUGAAGGAGAAGUUCAACAAGUACUGUCGCCUCAACGACCACAAGGGGCCCGUCUGCAACAGCUGGCUGGCAACAGCUGGAGCCAACUGAGCCCGGUCCCCUCUCUGUCUGUCACUGAAACUCGAGAUGACUACUGCGCCUUCUCCUU